Messenger RNA from Syngnathoides biaculeatus (alligator pipefish), 4148 nucleotides. RefSeq names its product forkhead box J1b (gene foxj1b). The record is from RefSeq and is a predicted model, not a curated record. The transcript has 4 exons. Gene Ontology annotation, molecular function: sequence-specific DNA binding; DNA-binding transcription factor activity. The coding region runs from base 605 to 2071 and encodes 488 amino acids. Gene Ontology annotation, biological process: regulation of DNA-templated transcription. Lineage: Eukaryota; Metazoa; Chordata; Actinopteri; Syngnathiformes; Syngnathidae.
UGGAGGGAGGGACUUCACGUGAUUGACAGCACAGAUGAGCCAAUCUGGUAAAGGCAUUGGAGCUGGGAAAUGUAGGCAGAAACCGGAAUAUCUCGUUCAAACGUGUAUUUUACUCGUCUAAUACCACCGCGUUUGACCUUCGAAAGACACAAAAGCCUAAAAGAGUUUGAAAAGGUGAUUAAUUUCAAUCAAAAACGCGAAAAAUGUGAUAACAUCUCUGCACUGGCUCAAAAUAAUACUCGAGCAAGUGCGACGAGGCUUUGUUUUGAACUACAACUCCCAGGAGAACCCGCUUUGUUUGUAAAGCUCCAGGAAGGCUGACAUUUUUGAAUGACGGCCACUCUCGUCCAAUUCCGCCGCUCGCUGCACCGCUCUCUUGCCAAAUAUGACCGAAGCGAGCCCCCCCUCUUGCCCACUGAUGCACUUGUUGCGCACGGACCUGAUGCGCCACUUGAGUCAUUGAAGAGCUGGCAGGACGCGCUGCAACAGGUGCAGGCACUGCACCAUCUGCUCAAAAAACAACAACAAUAAAAAAAGAAAAGAAAAUCUGCAAGGAAGAGACACAACUUUAGAUGCCAAUCUGUUGAUUAUUCAGCACGUAACCAUGAGGAUGCCAGUUCUGACAAGCCAUGACAACGCUAAUAAGUUUCAGGAGAACUGGUUGACAGUCUACCCGGAAGAUCAGGUCAUUGCUUCCGACCCGGCCCCGCUCGAUGACAGCCUCACCAGCCUCCACUGGCUCCAGAAUUUUUCCAUCGUCAGCGCGGACCCGGAGCGUCCCAGCGGGGCCACGGUGGAGGGCUGCCCGUCCUCCUCCUUCUCCCCAUCCUUCCAUCAGCACCUCUUUCUCAAACGCUUUCCCAGAGGGGGCACCGACUCCCCCUCCAGCCCUCCCGCAGGGGACACGGCCGCCACAGGGAUGCCUCUUUACCUCGGCAGCCCUGACUCAACUUUGACACCGCGCUUCUCCAAUUUCGCGCAUCUUGGCGGCACCUACCAGCCCAUCCCUAUCCAAGCCACCCCACCGGCGGAGGUCGACUACAAGAGCAACCCGAAAGUCAAACCGCCGUAUUCCUACGCCUCGCUCAUCUGCAUGGCCAUGCAGGCCAGCAAGCAGCCCAAAGUGACUUUAUCCACCAUCUACAACUGGAUCACGGAGAAUUUCUGCUACUACCGACACGCGGAGCCCAGCUGGCAGAACUCAAUCCGCCACAACCUGUCCCUCAACAAGUGUUUCAAGAAGGUCCCCAGACAGAAGGACGAGCCUGGUAAAGGAGGCUUCUGGCAGAUCGAUCCUCAGUAUGCCGACAUGUUUGUUAAUGGCAUCUUCAAACGCAGGAGGAUGUCUUCAAACAGCUAUAACAAUAAUAGUGGGGGUGCUCACAGACAGAACAAAUUGGUUCCAAGUAGCCACAGCACCCACAAUGGCUGCCCUUACCAAAGUGGCAAGGAUAUAGGCAGUAAAAGAAAGCAGCCGGCCACUAAGAACAACAGCAAGCCAGUAAGGGCGACCGAUUCUCCACUUUUGGGGACAGAGGCCUCAAAAGCAGACAUCCUGAAGGGGGAUUUUGACCUGACGUCCAUUUUUGAUGACGUCCUGAGCGAGAACUGUAGCACCUUUGAAGAUUUGGACAUCAACACGGCGCUGAAUUCGCUGGGCUGCGAGAUGGAGGUUACCAUUCAGGGGAGGCAGCAGUCAGGCGGGCUGGGGCAUUGGUGCGGGGCAGGGGACCUCGUGGGACCCAGCCAGCACCUGAACCAUUCGCAGUCAUCCUACGGCUAUCUGGACACGAGCGCCGCCUCAGCCGUCAACAUGGCGGAGCUGCACGUGCCGCCGCAGCAUCCGCAACAGCUGGACGGACAAGAUCAGCUCCUGCAGGGUCAAAAUCAGUUGCAGAAUUUCGAGGAGGCCUCCUCGCUGUUCCAGGAGCAGCCGGAGGAGGUGCUGUCUUGGGAGGAGCUCAAGGAGGAAGCACAGGCCAAUACACUGACUCUGGAUCAGAGCUUUGGCCUCUAUGAAGGCUUUUUUAUGGAUAUGCAACCAUGGGAACGGGUGGAGGCCUAUCUGUGAUUAUUGACUCCCUGUUCCAUUUACUGUAUAUCCAAUGAAAGCCUGAUUUCCAGUCCAAGGAUCAACAUUUUAUAGUCUUUUGAUUCAAACACAAUAACACCACACGUUAACUUUUACUGAGCUCCCUCAAACUUAAUGAAAUACGUGUUUAGCAGUCAUUUUGUUGUCUUUCCAACAGUGCUACAGUACAUGAGGCAGAUUUGAAACAUCUCUAAAUCCUUGAACAGAACUGAGGAACCAACUCAAAUGUUUAACAGAGACAGUGAAAGUUUAUCAAGAAGCUGCAUGGAAGAAUAUGAAGCGUGGGGUGUUCCAUCAAAAUUCCAAAAGCAUUCUCUACGACUGGGAACCGGGACUGAAAAGAAAUGAAGAAUUCUAUUUUGCUACAUUAGCAUUCAACUGGCGUGUUUUUUUUUUUUUUUUUGUGUGGAAACUAAUAGUUUAAAAUGCCAUCUCAAAUGUCUAUGCUGUGUGACGAUGACAGAUGCAGAUUACUUUUAAAGUACAUAGUCUGAAAUUAGCACUCCAGUCACCUAUGGGAGUUCUAUAUAUUAAUAUAUUCACCACAGUAUAUUACAUGAAGCAGGAACACAAACUGAUUGCCUUGUUUGUCAAACAUUAUGCACUUUGAUAGGCAGCAGUUUUAGAUAUUCAGGAUGUUACCGUUUAUUUUUCCUGGUAUUCAAUUGCUGUUAGGUGUACUGAUCACGAUGCAACUCUAGGGCCUGAUUUACUGAGAUCCAAAAUAACAGGAGCAAAUUAUGCGUUCACUCAAACAAACUGCAUGUACUGUUGGCAACAGAUCUGGAAUUGGUCAACCCAUCUUGUCCUGCACUUUAGGCAGUGCUUAUGGGUUUGACCAUAGAAAAAUGGGAAAAUGUGGGCAUUUCAAAGAUGAAAUUUGAAGUGAUGGAACUACCCGAAGAUAGCUGAGAUAGGCUCCAGCUCUCUUGUGAGGAUAAGUGGGUCAGAAAAUGGAUGGAUAGAUGGAUGUAAUUGGAAGUGCUAGUGGAAGGAGCAAACAUGUUAUCUGAAAACGCUAUCAAAUGAGUUAACGCAUCCCAAGUGUGCGGUAAUCGGAUGUAAAGGUAUGAAAAACUACUUUGAGAGAAGCCACCACCAUUUAUCAUUCUGCACUGAAAUGAACCUGUGGCAUGACUCCUUCUUGUAACUAACCCUUUGAUCACGUAGAAGUUACAAAAUUCCACUGCUACAUAGACAAAGUGGUGCAAUGGUUUUUUUAGCGAUUUAAAAAUGUUUACACCACAGGAAAAAUGAUCCAACAGCCUCUCAUUUUGCUACGCUGGCACCAACUUGUGUGCUGUUUCCAUCUGCCUUUCAGUUAAAGUAAAAAUUAGCUCAUAAAUUAAUCUCUGGUGUGAUAAAUUACCUUUGAUACCCUACAAAAUGAACCGGGCAGCAAUUUAGCGUGCUUACCUGACACAAACCCGGGUGCUGCGGUUUAGUUCAUAAUUUUCCACGUGUAUUUGGAUGUGCAAAAAUUGAGCAUGUUUGUGUCCAUAUUUGCAUGCCCAAACCUAAAGUAAAUCAGGCUCUAUUUGUCUUUAAACUGCAAUAAUUUAUCUGGCUAAAAAAAUGCUUAAAUUGUAUAUACAUGUUUUCUAAACCUUACUUACAUAUUGUAUACUUUGCAUUUUCAUAUUUGAUCACAUUUCGCCAAAUUCUUUUGAUAAAAAAAAUAUGCAGGUCAUUGGUCUUUGUUGAUUCCUGGUUCUUGUCACUGGGUGAUAUCUAUUUCCAUCUUUUUAUUUUUCUUGGUUCUUGUCACUGGGUGAUAUCUAUUUCCAUCUUUUUAUUUUUCUCAAAAUUGGUUUUCUUUUUCUGAAGUCUUAAUCGUGUAAUUUUGAAACAUUUAUGACUAAUAAUGUUCUCUUGAGAUCCAACGCAGUAGUUAUGUAACCUUGGAAAGGCCAGUUCGAAUUGAUGUAUUGUAUGGAUUGAUUGUUUUACGCUUUAAUCUUACAAUAUUUUCUUUGUACUUUUUUAAUGAGCUGUUUGAACAUGCAACCAUGCCUUGAUGAAGUACAUGGUGUCAAUUAAAGAAAGAAAAACACAA